AUGCUUGAUUUAAUAGCAUUUCGACAAUGUUUCGGCGUGCGACGGAGAAGCCUAGUCGACCAGGCGGUCGCCGACGCCAUCACCGAGGAUGUGCGGCGGGACCUCCCGAACACUCGCUUUGAGGUGUUCACCUUCCGACCUGGAGGCCGAGGUCCUGGCCACGGGGCCGGUGCGGCUCCCCGGCGAGGCGCGGCACGAAACCCAGGCCCAGGCCGCCAUGGGAGUCCUCAUCUACACCUAGGGCCCGACCGACCACCGAAGGCCGCCGUGAUGGGCUGGGCCAAGAUGAGAAUGGCUGGUGGAUUCACUCCGAUCCUCCUCAACCUCAAGACCACUGACAUUUACUACACGUACGUAGGCGAGACGUGCCGGUACCUGCUCUCGGCUCCCAAAGACCACGACCCCGUGACGGCCGUGGACCUGGAUAAGGCGCACCGGCAGCGGCGUUUUAACGAGCGCCUUUCGCCAAUAUCCGCUGCCGAAAAGGACUCGGAUAACACCAAAGACCGGCUUACGGAAUCGACUGCGGGAGCUGAAGCAUUCGACACGGCCACUUCUCAAACGGGCAGUAGCGUUUCACAUCUUCCCGAAAUGGCUAUCAGAACUCUGAGAUCCCAGAGCACUGGCGUAGCAAAAACACCUGAGGCAGACUUGGACUUCUUACCCACCACUGGCCGCGACGACGAUGGCUCUUUUGAAGCCAGCUGGGGACGAUGGUAUGACAUUGGCGAGGAGACGUUUAAGGCCAACCCCGACACUGUGAUCGCCAUUUAUAUGCCUUGCAUGAUGCAGAUGUGGGAAGACAGUCAUAAUGACGUCGUCCGUAAGGGACUGCCGUAUACGGCGGCGUUCGCCUAUACGGAUUAUAAAGUGCAAGGCAGGACCUUAGAUCGGGUGGCACUCGAAUUGCGGGGAACCAGGACGACAAAUAUCGAGAGCCAGGCCGUCCCCAGCCAAUGAGACCCGUACAGCUUGUACGUGCAACUGUCCCGG
This is a messenger RNA of Gaeumannomyces tritici R3-111a-1, 993 nucleotides long. RefSeq lists its product as hypothetical. The record is from RefSeq and is a predicted model, not a curated record. The coding region runs from base 1 to 960 and encodes 319 amino acids. The transcript has 5 exons. NCBI's taxonomy places the organism in Eukaryota, Fungi, Ascomycota, Sordariomycetes, Magnaporthales, Magnaporthaceae.